AUGCGGCCUGGGACCGCGCUCCUCCUCCUCAGCUUGGGCCUCGGCCCGGGCCUGGGCCGCCUCCCACCGGCCACGCCUCCUCGCGGGGCCCGGGCCGCCACCCCCGAGGCGCCGCGGGGUCCGCUCCGGGGCGCCCUGCCGGGCCUCGGGGUGCUCGGCGGCCGCGCCCGCCUCAGCCUGCGGCCCCGCGCGGCCCCGGACGGCGGCGGCGUCCUCCUGAGCGGCGGCCGCAGCCUGUGCUGCUCCCGCGGCGGGGGCGCCAGAGCGGGCGGCGGGCGGCGCGGGGCCCGGAGACCACCCGGCCCGGCGCGGCCGCGCUGCCACUGCCUCCGCGUGCACGGCGAGCUCCGGGCGCGCGGCGGCCUGCGCAGGCCCGCGGCGCCCACCGACGUGGCCGUGCACCUGUCGGCGCCCCGGGGCCGGCUCUCGCUGCUGUGGGCCGCGCUCCUGCGGCGCCGGCUCCGGCCUCGCCACGGGUCCUUCCACCUGCGGCUGCGCGGGCCCGGGGAGACGCGGCCGCCCCGCCCCGCCGCCGUGCGCCUCGCCGCGCGCUCCGUCCUGCCGCUCGGCCCCCACCCCUCCGCCGGCGUCGUGGCCGGAACCAGCUGCCCCACAGGCGGCCCCAGGCCUGUUACUCCAGACGCCUUCAGCCCGCACACGCCCGAAGCCCUGGGGUCCUCGGUGUCCUGUCAGCUGCGGCCCUGCCGGAUCAACCAGGUGAAGGUCGACAAGGACAAAACUCUUUCUCACGUGCGGGUGCCCAGGGGGACGGAAACUACCCUCACCGCCACCGUGGACGUUGACUGCCCCAAUGCCCUCGCCAUCCAUCAGUAUUGGCAAGUCUUCUCCGUGUCUUCUCUUUCCGAGAAGCCCGACUGGACUAACCCUCUGGAUGUACCCCAACUCCAGACAAAGAAAAACUCAUCGUCUCUACACGUCCCCAAGGCUUCUCUCCCUUUGGGGAUAUAUGUGUUUAAUUUCAUAGUGUCCAUUACCCCAAGCGAUCCCCAAAUGCCAGUGGUCAAAGUCUCAGAUUACAUCUACGUAGAGGUUUUUAGAAGUCCCCUGAAUGCGGUCAUUCUUGGGGAUUCCAACAUAACGAUGAAUUUCACAGAUGGGCUGGUUCUGAAUGGAACCAUGUCCUCAGAUCCAGAUGCCGACAACCCUUUAGAGGGACUCAAUUUUUUUUGGUACUGUACCACAAAUUCAAGAAAUUAUGGUAAAGACAACAUAACAGUGAUGAGCCAGGAAGUUUGUCACCCAGAGCAAACUAAUCUCAGGUGGACAUGGGCUUCUGGCCCUGUACUAACACUUUUGCCAGAAACACUUCAAGGUCACCGUGUGUAUUUUUUCAGAAUGUUGAUACAGAAGAGUGACAGGAAAGCAUUUGCUGAUAGAAGAGUCCAGGUGCUCCAAGGACCAGCACCCUCAGCAAAAAUUUCAUGUAUCGAAAAUUGUAAUAGUUUUUUAGUCACAUCAGACAGGUUUUCUUUGUUUUUAAAUUGCACAAAUUGUGCAACAAGUCGUGUAUUCUAUAAAUGGUCAGUCUUGUCGCCUUCAAAUCAUGAGAUCGUAGUUAACUGGACACAGCACACUACAACAGGAAGGAAUGGUGCAUAUGUGUCUGUAAAAGCUUUUACUUUUAGGAAAUUUUAUGAAGUCAGGCUUAAGAUGUCUGUCCAUCUAGCAACCUGGGGUGGCGUGAACUUAUACUUCAGGUAUCCCUUUAUUAUUAACCAAGUCCCGAAAAUCGGAGAAUGCAAAAUUGACCCAGCUAAGGGAAUUGCAAUUUACACUAAAUUUGUUGUCCGUUGUAAUAACUUUACAGAUAGGAAUGUCCCUCUUAUGUACAAGAUAAUAGUUUCUAAUUUGCACAGUGCUAGUGAAAUAAGUUCUGUAAAAGAGAACACCUUGGGAGCCACUUUGUAUUUGGGGACUGAGUCGACAGCACCCCCUUCUUUUCUCCCUGUCGGCUUGUUGGCCAGUCAUUAUGCAGUGAAGAUAUAUGUUCAGGUUUAUGACUCACUGGGAGGUUUUUCUCAGGUGACUUUGUAUGCCACUGUUCAGUCCCCCACCGACCAAAAUUCACCAAGGACUGUGCUGCAUAAGUUACACAAUCUCACUAUGGGACCCAAUUCAUUGCUAUCCACUUUGCUUCAACAGCAGGAGUUUUUACCUGCAGGUUACUUAAUAUAUACAGUAGCUUCUGUUUUGAAUAACAUGAAAACUGAAUCAAGUCUCCAAGCCGACAAAGCCAAUCUCCGAGAACACCUUGUCAACCAGUCCUUCAAUCUCCCUGCAACCACCUUGGUGGAAAUAAACCAGGUAGUCAUGACUCUUACUGAAUUAUCCCAGAAAGGUUCUGAAUUCACCCAAGUUGCAGAGAAACGUAUUCUAAUGAGGCUAAGGCAAGCAAAUCAAGCACUCCAAAUGUAUCAACAAAGAGAUGCUAGCUUCCGUUCCGAACAAAUAGAAAUUGUGAGCACUGGAAUAGCAACGAGUUUGUCCAAUAUCCUUAAUAUGACUUCUCAUCGUGAAGCUGUUCAACAUCCUUUCGAUAUACUAGAAUCUCUAGGAGACACAUUCUUGCUAUGUAAAGUGCCGGGGAAUGAGACGACUGUAGUGAGGACACCCAAUUUUAACAUGUACUUGAACAAAAUUGAAAAGUGGGAUGUUACCGAGGCCUUCAAAAAUGAGACACACUGCCGAAAUUGUUUUUACCCAAAACUGAACAUAAGCAGUGCUCCCGAUUUGCCUGCAAAUGCCCCAGUCUCUACGAUGAUUUGUGAGUUUGCAAAUGACCCCUUUCCAUGGUUAAAUUAUGGGCAAAACAUUUCAACAGAGGUGGUUGGAUUUAGAAUGACAGGCGUCAAAGCCAACGGUGACGUGAUGGAGAUCACACCCGAUGCAGUGGAAGUGCACCUUGUCAGAAAAAACUUGACCUUCGCAGCUUUCAAUCUCACAGUGGGCCCCAGUGAUGAGCAUGACGAUGUUGAUGAGCCCUUGAAAAGGACGACGGGGGCAUUCCACUUUGAAGUGGACAGCGGCGCGGUCAGGGAGGUGUUGGUCCACAUUGUGACCGAGGUGACUGUGUUGUUUCAGGUGCUGGUGUACGCGGGAGGCCACGUGACCCCCGCUGCUCUGGUGGCCACUUUCCUCGUGCCCCAUGACAUGCCUCCGACUGCCAACCAGAGUGGCCUGUUUAACCCGGCCUGCGCGGUGAAGCAGGCCCGUGUGGUUUGCCUGCCGCAGUCCCUGCUGCAGGUGAUAGCUCAGCGCAGCAACUCGUCCAGGUGUGUCAUAUCCGUGGUUCUGCGGGCACCUCAUUUCGUCAUGGAGCCCAAUGACAAGCUAGUGAGAAUUUCUCUUUUCAGCGUUCAAUGCUUGGACAUGUAUGGGAUCCAGAGUGAAUGGAGAGAAGAUCACUGCAUUCUUGGAGAGCAGACCUCCUGGGACAGAGUGCACUGCAUCUGCAAGGACACAGCGAGGGCCAGGCGGCAGCUGGAUCCUGCAGACCGGUCCAGCCUUCAGGUGCACAUGCACUUCCUGACAGCUGAGGUGAUCGUGCUGCCUAAUCACGUGGAUCUCCAGUUUGAGGUCAUCAGGAACAUUCACCAAAACCCCGUCACCCUCCUCACAGUGUUUUUCAUUAUGCUCAUGUACAUAGUCUUGGCUUUCUGGGCCUUGCACAAAGAUGAAACAGACCAGUUUCUCAGGGAGCAUGUGAUACUUCCACCCGAUAAUGAUCCUUAUGAUACCACAUGCUACCUGGUCACUAUUUUUACUGGAAGCCGUUGCGGGUCUGGGACCAGGGCCAAUGUCUUUAUCCAACUUAUGGGGACAGAGAGUACCAGUGACGUGCACUGCAUAAGCCAUCCAUAUUACAGGACUCUGUAUCGAGGAAGCAUCAACACUUUCCUCCUAACUGCAAAAAGUGACUUGGGGGACAUCCAUUCCAUUCGUGUGUGGCACAACAACGAGGGCAGAAUGCCCAGUUGGUACUUAAGUAGAAUCAAAGUGGAAAAUCUGUUUAGCAGAUAUAUUUGGCUGUUUAUCUGCCGGAAAUGGCUUUCUGUUGACACCUCUUUGGACAGAACAUUUCAUGUUACCCACCCAGACGAGCCUCUAAGCAGAAAGGACUUUUUCUUAAUAGACGUGGUCAGCAUGCUAGGGGAAAGUCAUAUGUGGUUCUCUAUUUUUGCCAGUAUCGUUGAUAAGCCAUUCAAUAGGCUCCAAAGAUUGUCAUGCUGUUUAGCAUUGUUGCUAUCCACUCUCCUUUGUAACAUUAUGUUCUUUAAUCUGAAUCGAGAACAAGAAACUGAAUUCAACAGGGCACACUACAUCAGAUCAAUGGUGAUAGGAAUUGAAAGUGCCUUAAUUACAGUCCCUGUGCAAGUAAUAGUAAGCUUCUUGUUCAUCUAUUCCCAAAAGAAACCUCCUCAAGUCAGUCUAGAUGAGGUAUCUCCCAAAAAGCAUCCCCCGAUGGCAGAACCAAGUGUGCCCUGGGAGGAACGUUUAGAAAAGUGGUAUGCUCAUGAAACCUCCCAGGCACCUGCCAGCAAGGCUGGGAAGCUCUCAUCGAGGGAGAAUCCUGGACUUCCUGAAGCUUCUGUCAAGGCAGCCUUCAAAACACAGAGCAAGCUCGAGAAAGCCCAAACCAGAGCCCCACAGACCCACAGGGCAGUGACAAACUCCAACAACAACAACAUAAGGGAUGCGCAAGAUAUGCCUUCGGAAGCGCCCCCUCCCCAGCAGGAACCCGAGCCCCCUGAGCCAAAGCCCGUGAUUCUUCUCCCCUGGUGGUGUGUUUACAUAGCAUGGUUCUUGGUUUUUGCCAUAUCGAGCAUAUCAUCAUUCUUUAUUGUAUUUUAUGGACUGACUUAUGGUUAUGGCAAAUCAAUAGAGUGGCUCUUUGCAUCCUUUUGCUCAUUCUGUCAGUCGAUUUUUCUGCUGCAGCCACUUAAAAUUAUACUCCAGUCAGGUUUCAGAACACAGCAGCCCAAGUACUGUAAAAACCUUUCCUGGACCACCAAGUAUCAUUACGCUGAGCUCAAGCUGCAUGGCAUGAGGAGGGAUCCAAGUGAAAUGCAAGCACUCCAUCAACACAUUGCCCAAGUCCGAAGCUCGAGGAUGUAUCAGCCCCUCACAGAAGAUGAAAUCAGAAUAUUCCAAAGAAAGAAGAGGAUCAAGAGGAGAGCCGGCCUGUUCCUGAGCUACCUCCUAACUCACUUCAUCUUUCUGGCCCUUCUGUUGACCUUCGGCACCCUACUUCACUCCACCAAUAGCUUUUACUAUAACCAGUUUAUUCGCGAUCAAUUCUCUGUGGAGCUCACUACGGUGACGAGGCUGGAGCACAUCUACAGGUGGCUGAACCGAGUCCUUCUGCCUUUGUUCCACAAUAACCUGAAUCCAACGUUUCUCCUCGACAGCUCAUCUAAAAUCCUUGGCCUCCCACUGAUGAGGCAAAUCAGAGCAAAACCUGGUAAAAAAGCAUGCCUGCCUGCCAAAAUGUUGGUACCAGACAGCAUCAGAAAGGAAAUCCACUGUCACCCCAAGUACGGUAUUGACCCAGAGGACACCAAAAGCUAUUCUAGCUCUUGGAAUGACGUCAAUAAGCGGGCUGUCCGCAAGGAUACCAAUGGCUUUACUUAUAAGCCACGAGAAAAGAAAUGGGUGUAUCAUUCCUACGGACUGUUCCAUACCUAUGGAUCAGGAGGGUAUGCAUUCUAUUUUUUUCCAGAACAGCAGCAGUUUAAUUCCACACUGAGGCUCAGGGAGCUCCAAGGAAACAAUUGGCUUGAUGAGAAGACGUGGGCCGUGAUCUUGGAACUCACGACUUUUAAUCCAGACGCAAACCUGUUCUGUAGCAUUUCUGUCAUAUUCGAGGCUUCUCAAUUAGGAAUUGUAAACACAAGUAUAUCUGUGCACUCUUUCUCACUUCCCGAAUUCAACCAAAAAACUUCAGUAGAAAUCUACGUGUACCUGGCCAUUCUCAUUUUUUUUGUGGCCUACAUCGUCGAUGAGGGCUAUAUCAUUCUGCAAGAAAGAGCCUCCUACCUGCGGAGUGUGUAUAAUCUACUCAACUUUGCUUUAAAAUGCAUAUUUACUGUUUUGAUUGUGCUUUUUUUCUGGAAACACUUCUUGACCACUGGCGUGAUUCAGUUUUACUUGUCCAGCCCUGAGGAUUUCAUACCGUUUCAUGCAGUUUCUCAUGUAGAUCACAUCAUGAGGAUAAUUUUGGGUUUCCUGUUAUUUCUGACGAUUCUGAAAACCCUCAGGUACUCCAGAUUCUUCUACGACGUGCGACUGGCCCAGAGGGCCAUCCGAACCGCCCUUCCCGGCAUCUACCAUGUGGCCUUGGUGGUGGCCGUGUGCUUCUUCGUGUACAUGGCCUUCGGCCACCUGAUGUUUGGUCAGCACGAAUGGAACUACAGUAACAUGAUUCAUGCCACUCAAACAAUCUUCUCCUAUUGCGUGUUGGCUUUCCAGAACACUACAUUUUCCAGUAACAGGGUUCUUGGGGUCCUGUUCCUCUCCUCUUUUAUGCUGGUAAUGAUCUGCAUCUUGAUCAACUUGUUUCGGGCAGUGAUUUUGUCUUCCUAUGAGGAAAUGAAGCAGCCCGUGUACGAGGAGCCGUCCGACGAGGUGGAGGCCAUCACCUACCUCUGUCGUAAGCUGCGGACUGUGUUUCGCUGUCUGACCUGCCAGUCCAGGGCCAAAGAUGAGCCUGAGUUCUUCACUGACAUGCUCUAUGGGCAGCCAGAGAAGAAGAGCCACCGGUACCUGGGGCUGAAGACCAGAAACAUUAAUGGGAAGAAAAUGGUUUACCUUGUGGUUUGAUUGAUGAUGGUGUCAAGUGCCAUCCGGAAAGUUUUUCCCCCAGUGCUCCGUUUGGGGGAUUCAGGCAUGUUCAGUGGCCCCAUUGUGCUUUCUCCCCAAAUCCCACACUGUGUACACCUUGUGCAUUUCAGAGUAUCCCUACUCUUGGGCUCUGAGUAUGGAAGGAGUGUGUCUGAGUGUCAGGUGGCCUCUGUGGAGAGAGGAUUCCUGGAUGGAGUUCCCCUUAGAGGGGCCUCCUGGGACUCCUGGUAGAGGGGCAGCCCUGAUUUCUUUGGAGCCUGCAGUGGUUUAGAAGGAAGAGAGCCACAACUUUUGAGAACAAGAACUGGGUGACGGAGCUGAGGAGGCCCCACCCUGGACCUUCCAGGGAUCGACCUUGUCCUGCUGCUUCUCUUUGGGGCCCAGGCUGGAAGCCCAGCGGCUCCUGGCUCCCUGCAGAGCUCCGGACGUCUCAGCCCUGCUGGGCUAGGGCUGCAGGGGCCUUGCGGGGAAUCACAGAGUCGGGCCUCUUGCUGGGAAUGCAGGGAUGGGAGGAGGGGGUCAGGAUCCGGAGGCUUCCCAUCCACUCCUCAGUCCACAGCAAGCUAAAGAAGUAAAAUAAAUUAACACUUUCUGACCAAGAGGCAUGGCUUUUGUUCAACAGUAAAAAGCUGUGUGUGGAUUCACAUUGAAAUAUGGUAAAUGUUACAUGUAUUGACUAUAGCACAAAAACCAUCCAGGAUUUAGGCAUU
Messenger RNA from Choloepus didactylus (southern two-toed sloth), 7571 nucleotides. RefSeq names its product polycystin family receptor for egg jelly (gene PKDREJ). Gene Ontology annotation, biological process: detection of mechanical stimulus. Bases 1 to 6840 code for a protein of 2279 amino acids. Gene Ontology annotation, molecular function: calcium ion binding; protein binding; calcium channel activity. Lineage: Eukaryota; Metazoa; Chordata; Mammalia; Pilosa; Megalonychidae. The record is from RefSeq and is a predicted model, not a curated record. Gene Ontology annotation, cellular component: membrane. The transcript is spliced from 2 exons.